Molecule: messenger RNA, 3784 nt
Organism: Pelobates fuscus (common spadefoot toad)
Lineage: Eukaryota; Metazoa; Chordata; Amphibia; Anura; Pelobatidae
Gene: LRRN3
Product: leucine rich repeat neuronal 3
Exons: 2
Coding region: 680-2800 (706 amino acids)
Cellular component (GO): extracellular matrix
Molecular function (GO): protein binding
Source: RefSeq, a predicted model, not a curated record
CUGAGCAGGCAGUACCAUGUCAGUGUGACAACUGAUCGGGUGAAUGAUGCAGCCCUAACCACCAGGACCACCACAGAAAGGAGGGGAAAAACAGGCUACACAAGCAACGUCUCUGUAUUGGAUUGUCAGCAUCAGCCAGAGAGAGACAAAGCACUGGCACACAUAAAGGAUCUUAGCAGGCAAGCAGCCCCAUUCAUGCUGUUGGAUAUAUGCAUAAACAGAACAAAAAAAGGACUAUACGUGUAUCUUUUCACAUCCUGGUGUUUCGUACAUUGCAACCAGAACUAAGGAAUGUACAAUAUUCUAUAGAAGACACUAGGAAGGCAAGCUUAGUAGGUCAUCUACCUGAAAGUCACUGCUCAAUUAUGGGAAUUUACAAAUACGCUUCUAAGUGAACUGCUUGAUCAUCUAUGGCUACCUACAAGGGCACUCUACAAGGCAAUAGCUUGAUGUCUAUGAAAAGAACGCAUAGCCACUUGUAAAGCAUGAGCAGACAAUGGAAAAGAAGUGAUUGCCAAUUAGUUUCUGGAACAGAAAAACUAGCUUUUUGUAUGGUUGUUUGUUUGGUAAAUUCACGCAAUGUUUCCGUGAAGUGACCAUUUGUCCAUGAAUAACUGAUAACACAAAGGAAGUGAAAACUAUAUAAUUUUCUCCACUUUCAAUAUUCAAGAGUUGAACAAUGGUGUGGGAAAUGUCCCUCAGACUAAACUUGUUGCUUGGGCUAGCCACUGCUGCACUCGUACACAGUACACAGAAAAAAGUAGACUGUCCUCAGUUAUGUGCAUGUGAAAUCAGGCCCUGGUUUACACCAAGAUCCAUUUAUAUUGAGGCUCUUACGGUGGACUGCAAUGCGUUAGAGCUUUAUGACAUCCCCGCAAAGUUACCUGUAAAUACACAAGUCUUACUUUUACAAUCCAACAACAUUGAAGAAAUAAAGAACACAGACAACUUCCCUGUAAAUCUCACAGGACUGGAUUUAUCACAAAAUAAUUUAUCCACAAUGGUCAAUAUCAAUUUCACCAAUGCACAUCAGAUACUUUCAUUAUACAUGGAAGAAAAUAAGAUUGUUGAACUGACAGACGAAUGUUUUUUUGGACUGAAAAAUUUGCAAGAACUAUAUAUUAAUCAUAAUUUGAUAUCUACAAUUUCACCAAAAGCUUUUGCAGGGGUGGGCAAUCUUCUCAGGCUUCAUCUUAAUUCAAAUGAACUGGAAGUGAUCAAUAGCAAAUGGUUUGAGUUUAUGCCAUAUUUGGAGAUCCUCAUGAUUGGGGAAAAUCCGAUAAUGAAAAUUGAAGAUUGGAACUUUAGGCCACUUAUCAAUCUGCGCAGCCUAGUUUUAGCAGGGAUAAAUAUUACACACAUACCUGAUAAUGCUUUUGAAGGCCUUGAAAAUUUAGAAAGCCUUUCUUUUUAUGACAACAGAUUAAUUGAAGUUCCCGCUGUUGCUCUUCAGAAGGUUCUGAACCUCAAAUUUUUGGAUCUUAAUAAAAAUCCUAUUAGGCUUAUACAAAGAGGGGAUUUUAGCAAUAUGUUACACUUGAAAGAGCUGGGAAUUAAUAACAUGCCUGAACUAGUUUCAAUAGAUAGUCUUGCUAUUGAAAAUCUGCCAGAUCUAAGAAAAAUAGAAGCCACAAAUAACCCUAAGCUGGCAUACAUUCAUCCCAAUGCAUUCUAUAGACUUCCUAAACUGGAGACCCUCAUGCUCAACAGCAACUCUCUGAAUGCUCUCUAUCGGAGUACAGUUGACUCUUUGCCUAACCUUAAGGAAAUAAGCAUUCACAGCAACCCCAUCAGGUGUGACUGUGUUAUUCGCUGGAUCAAUAUGAAUAAAACCAAUAUUCGCUUUAUGGAACCUGAUUCAUUGUUUUGUGUUGAUCCGCCUGAACUUCAAGGACAGAAUGUCCGGCAAAUUCACUUUAGGGAAAUGAUGGAGAUAUGUCUUCCAUUGAUUGCACCACAGAGUUUUCCAUCGGAUAUGGAUUUAAAAACUGGCAAUUCAGUCUCAUUGCACUGCAGAGCAACAGGAGAACCAGAACCAGAAAUCUACUGGAUCACACCAUCAGGUAUCAAACUUCUACCCAACCUUGUCGCUAGUAUUUAUGAUAUCCACUCUGAAGGAACCUUGGAAAUUAAACAUAUAACUGUUUCACAAGCUGGACUUUAUACUUGUGUGGCAAAGAACUUGGUUGGCGCUGAUUUGAAAACUAUUAUGCUCACUGUGGAUGGAUCCUUUCCUGGGGAUGUCAACGGAUCAAUGGAAAUAAAUAUCAAAGAAGUACAAAGUAAUUCUGUCAUGCUUUCCUGGCAAACAGAAUCAAAGAUCCUCAAAUCCAGUGUGCGAUGGACAACUUUCCUGAACACUGAAUUUAGCAGGAUAGCUCACGUCGUUCGGAUGCCAUCGGAUAUCAAACAAUACAAUUUCACACGUCUCAGUCCAUCAACAGAAUACAAAAUUUGUAUAGAUGCACCUAACAUCUUCCAACACAUAGAAAAGCAAUGUAUUAAUGUCACCACAAAAGGGAUUGAAAAAAUGUUGAAGCAAAAUGAAAAUAUCAAUACAACAGCUUUGAUUAUAAUUCUUGGGGGCCUUUUUGGAAUUAUCUCUGUGGCCUUCUUUUUCAACUACACAUCUUUAUACUUGAGACGUGAUUUAGACAGAAAGUGUACUGGGAAUAGUAUACAGACACCAGCAUUUGCUUACAGUGACCUGUAUCUAUUAAGCCUUUGGAAUUCAGACAAAGAAAGCACAGUUCUUGAAGUGAAAUCCACUGUUCUUAAAGUACCAACUAACAUACCGUAAAAACAUCAUGCUGACAGAGCUUAAUUUAUGGAAUACAAACAAGCACAAUAUUCUAGUUGUGCUCCUUUAGCAGGAAGACUGGCAGAAAAUGUUUUUGUUUUGUUUUUUUAACUGUGACAUCACUGUCCUAAAAGAUAACUCUACAUGGGAUCGGUUUAAAAGUAUUUGAGAUAACUGGCUAUAUGUAGUAAUAAUACCAAACAUGGAGAAAAUAAUACGAGAGGAAAAAUGUAUAAAGAGAAAAAAAAAACUUCUUUUGUUGACUACAGUAUGAAGAUAUAGCAUUGUUUUAUGCAUUUGUUUUUUUUGUUGUUUGUUUCUUUUUUUUAAUAAUACAGUAGAUGAACUGAGCAGCAAUACCUCCUCCUGUGACGUAUUACACAUUUUAGCCAAGAGUUUUUGAAGUGAUGAGAUAAACUAGAUUUGACACAUGAUGUUAUAAAAUUGACAUUUCUGUAGAGUAGUAGAGCCAAUAAAUAUGUAAAUCUUUUUUUAUGCAGAAAAAUACAUUUUUGAUUAAAAUAAAAAUUUACUUGUUCAAAGGCUGUUUUUUGAUGAGAAACUGACAUACAAAACACUUGUUAAAAUAAUGGAAAGAUAAUAUGAUAAUUACAUGAAGAAAAUGCAUUUAUCCUUAAUUGUUUUAGCAUUUAGAAAUAAGUCAAAUUAUUGAAGUCAAACCAAUAAAGAAGAUAUUUGAAAUACAUGCAGACUAGAAUCACAAGGGCAUGCAGACUAGAAUCACAAGGAAGUCCAGAUAUGUCUGCUGGUAUUUGCAAGAUACACACGUAUUAACCUCUGAAAGACCAAUCAUUUAGUUUGACACCAAUACAAUAUUACCUUAUGUCAGUUUGCAAUGUUCUACUUGUCUUGCACCAGAAGCUCCAUACACCACUCAUGUUACUAAAUGACUUGGGUAUUCCAUUUUAGAAUAGGAUAUGUAAAGACCAGUCUGUAAUAACAGCAUAAACUACACUGGUCCUU